AGUUGGCGCGGCGGCGGCGGAGAGGCAGGAGCUGCGGCGCGGAGCCGGGCUGCGCGCGCGGGCGGCAGAGCCGAGCAACAUGGCGCCGGCCGGCGGGGGCGGGAGCUGGGGCAGCGGGCCGGCCCGAGGGCGCCUCCUCCUGGCGGCGCUGGCGCUCCUGUGGUUGCGGGGGGCCCGGGGCCAGGGCAGCCCCCAGCGAGGCGCGAUCCUGGGCAUGAGGCUGGCGAGCUGCAACAAGUCGUGUGGGAUGAACACGGAUGGCAUCAUCUUCGUGUCCGAGGGCAGCACGGUGAACCUGAGGCUGUAUGGCCAGAGCCUGAGCGACAUCUCCAGCAACCUGAUCUCUUUCACCGAGGUGGACGACGCCGAGGCGGCCGCCCACAACUCCACCACCUGCCCAGAGCUCACCAAGGACCUGGUGGUCCACCAGCUGGUCAACGUGAGCCGCGGGAACACGUCCGGGAUGCUCGUGGUGCAAACCAAGUUCCUGCGGAGGAGCGAGAGCAGGAAGCUAUACGCGUUGUGCACCCGGGCGCGGGUCGAUGGGCCCUGGGUCAGGUGGACCGACAAGGACUCACUGCUUGUCAUGAUGGAGGAGCACGGGAGGAUGCUGCCCCUCUGGCUGCACAUCCUUCUGGUCAUGGUGCUGCUGGUGCUCUCGGGUAUAUUCUCGGGCCUCAACCUGGGGCUCAUGGCCCUGGACCCCAUAGAGCUGCGCAUCGUGCAGAACUGCGGCACUGAGAAAGAGCGGAAGUAUGCCCGCAGGAUCUUGCCCAUCCGCCUCAAGGGCAACUACCUGCUUUGCUCCCUGCUGCUGGGGAAUGUGCUAGUCAACACCUCCCUCACCAUCCUCUUGGACAACCUCAUUGGGUCCGGCCUUGUGGCGGUAGCCUUCUCUACCAUAGGCAUUGUCAUUUUUGGGGAGAUCUUACCUCAGGCGCUGUGCUCCCGACACGGGCUGGCCGUAGGUGCCAACACCAUCGUCCUCACCAAAUUCUUCAUGCUGCUCACCUUCCCCCUCAGUUUCCCCAUCAGCAAGCUCCUGGAUUUCGUCCUCGGCCAGGAGAUCCGCACCGUUUACAAUCGGGAGAAGCUGAUGGAGAUGUUGAAGGUGACAGAGCCCUACAAUGACCUGGUGAAAGAGGAGCUGAAUAUGAUCCAGGGGGCCCUGGAGCUAAGGACCAAAACGGUGGAGGAUAUCAUGACUCAGCUCCAUGACUGCUUCAUGAUCCGUAAUGACGCCAUCCUGGACUUCAACACCAUGUCGGAGAUCAUGGAGAGUGGCUACACACGCAUCCCUGUGUUCGAGGGCGAGCGCUCCAACAUCGUGGAUAUUCUGUACAUCAAAGACUUGGCCUUUGUGGACCCAGAUGACUGUACUCCCCUCAAGACCAUCACCCGCUUCUACAACCACCCGGUGCACUUCGUCUUCCACGACACCAAGCUGGAUGCCAUGCUGGAGGAGUUCAAGAAGGGGAAGUCGCACCUGGCCAUCGUGCAGAAGGUGAACAACGAGGGUGAGGGUGACCCCUUCUACGAAGUGCUGGGCCUGGUCACCCUGGAGGAUGUCAUCGAGGAGAUCAUCAAGUCCGAGAUCCUGGACGAGUCGGACAUGUACACUGACAACCGAAGCCGGAAACGGGUGUCUGAGAAAAACAAGCGCGACUUCUCUGCCUUCAAGGACACUGACAGUGAACUCAAAGUCAAGAUCUCCCCCCAGCUCCUCCUGGCUGCUCACCGCUUCCUGUCCACGGAGGUGCCCCAGUUCAGCCCCUCCCUGAUGUCAGAGAAGAUCCUGCUGCGGCUGCUCAAGUACCCAGACGUCAUUCAGGAGCUGAAGUUCAACGAGGACAAUAAGUACUGUGCCCACCACUACCUGUAUGCGCGGAACAGGCCGGCCGACUACUUCAUCCUCAUCCUGCAGGGAAAGGUGGAGGUGGAGGCCGGGAAGGAGAAUAUGAAAUUCGAGACGGGCGCCUUCUCCUACUAUGGGACUAUGGCCCUGAGCUCCAGCUCCUCCGUGCCUUCCACAAAGGGCUGGUGUCCGCCUGGCAAGCGGAACUCCCUGCUGUCCUGGCUCGCAGACCACUCCCCAGCCCAUCCCUCCACGCUGAGUCGCUCAGCAUCCCUCAGCUACACAGACCACACCAUGGACAAGUCCCCCACCAAUGCGCUGACGGGCAGCAGCAACCAGCUGAGCACCUGCGUCCUGAGCCAGUAUGUCUCCGACUUCAGCGUCCGGGCACUCACCGACCUGCAGUACAUCAAGGUCACUCGGCAGCAGUACCAGAAUGGGCUGUUGGCUUCCCGUAUGGAGAACAGCCCUCAGUUUCCCCUGGACGGCUGUACCACCUGCGUGGAGAGCGCCUCCGAGAAGUCCGAGCUGCCCGUGGCAGAUGAGACCACCACUCUUCUCAAAGAACACAACUCUUUGCUACACAGAGCCUCCCUGGACAAUGCCAUCUGACAGGAGGGCCCGGGGUCCCCCGCCAGCCCCGCGGGGGCCUCCCAGUGGGCCCACACCAAGAGGGAGCCUAUCAGGCUAGAAGGGGUGCAGCUCGGUGGCCUGUUACUAGAUGGACAGUGUACGGCCCUGCAGGAACCUCCUGACAGCUUGGAGGUGGUGGCUGCCCUGCCCUGAGCCGCUGUGGCCAUGGGACAGCUCUGAGAGUGGAGGCUGCUUCUCAGAGACUAUUUCUAAACUAUGCGAAUUGCUCCUCUUUUUAAAUACCAUUUUGGCAAGGGAAGACAGGGUUAAGGAACUUUAUGUAAAAUAAUUUUUUUUCCCAAAAGAAACUUCAGAAGAGGGGCAUCCCUCCCCCCAGGAAGCAAUAGCCAUAAUUUGUUCUCAGCUGUGCCCCACUGCAGCCUGUGUUCCUGCCUGGGGAGCUCACCCCUCUCCUGCAGCAGGGCCCAGCACCGGAGGGGAAGGCUGGCUCUUGGGAGGAAGCCAGGGACCAGAUGGCAUCACUGAAGCCUGGGUAGCUGUGAUCAGGGACUGGGAACCCUCUUAGACCCAGGAAGCUCCCAGAACUCAGGCAUUGACCCCCUGGGGAGCCCCCCUCUGGACUGCCAGUGCCAGGCAGGGUCUCUGGUUACCUUCUCUCUCUCUCUGCCCUCACUGUACCAAAGGCAUCUCCCAUUGUGGGGAGGGAAUCGGGAUUGGAGGUGACCUUUCUGGCAUUCGCCUUGCGGUUUCUGGGGUGCAUUUAGUCAUAGGCCUCUGCGUCGUUGGCAGCUACUACUGCCCCCUUCACCCACACCCACAAGGAGUUGAGGCUCCAUUCAAAUUCCCUAGUCCUCAUCCCCAAGCCUCAGUCCUCCUUGAGGGCUGGGGACCUGAGGACAUAUUAGAAGCCUCCUACGCCCUUUCCUCAGUGACUGCCAGGGGCACACUGAGCUCCUCCUCUUCUUCAUGGAGCCCAGGAAAGGAGGGUUCCAGCUGAAGGGGUGCAGCUGGUAUGCCCGAGCCCCAGGGUGAAGCCCCGUGGAAAGUGUACCCCAUCCUGCCAGUGUGAGAUCUAUCCAGGCACUUUUUUCUGGGCCCAGUGAGUCCUGCUGCAGAGCACCAGGCUUCUGCUGUGGGGUGCUGGGGAGUGGGCCAGGCGAGGGAGACCCUGCUGGCUUCCGCCCGAGUGGCAUUUCUUCACUCCUUUCCUUGGCCACGGGAGUCCUGUCACCCCAAGAGCUCUGCUCUCCAGAUGCCCAGAGAACCCCAGCUCCUGGGACGGAGCCCAGCAUGCCUGCCCCCUGGCAACACCGAGGUCUUCCCCAGGCGAAAGCCUGGAGAAAAGGCGAUGGUCCCUAUGGGUUCUCACGCAUUGGGAAGCAACAGUACCCUGAGGUCCUGCAGGAAGCCCUCACUUUCUACAAGAGCAGCUCCCUGGAAUCCUAAGGAGCUGGUGGGGCUGGGUCCUGAGAGCCCUGAGCACCUGUUGGAAACCAUGCCAUCCCCACCUGGUGGGUGUGUGAGGCAAAGCAGGCAUACCUGCCCCCACAGCUACCUCUGCACACGCAUCAGCUACCAACAGACGCCCCCACACUCUCCCACUCAGAAUCACUUCUUCCAGAGGGUCAUGAUUAUUUCCAAAUAUUACUGGUCCGAUGACUUCCUCCUCUCAGUACAGCUUUUCACUUCCUUUGACAACCUUAGGUUCCUGGGCUGAGCCGUACCCUGGACCUGGCACGCUGCUCAAGUCUUCCUGGCUCAGGGGGACCUUCAUACAUGGCAUCCAAAUGGGUAGGCAAGUCACAGCCACCGUCACAAAUGACUCCUAUUUAUUUUGCAUAAGAUUUUAAUUUGUAUAUUUUUGUGAUUUAUUUUGGCAUUGUUAUGAGUUUGACUCUCGGGGAGUUUUCUUGUUAUGACUCUUGUGUCUUUUGUCACAAAACAAUGAUAAUAUUUGCUAAACAAUACAUGGAAUUUAUUUUUGAUUGGUAAUAAAAAAUGAAAUAUGUAUAAA
Cavia porcellus (domestic guinea pig) is the source of this 4463-nucleotide messenger RNA. It is a transcript of the gene Cnnm4, whose product is annotated as cyclin and CBS domain divalent metal cation transport mediator 4. Gene Ontology annotation, molecular function: magnesium ion transmembrane transporter activity; sodium ion transmembrane transporter activity. The transcript has 8 exons. NCBI's taxonomy places the organism in Eukaryota, Metazoa, Chordata, Mammalia, Rodentia, Caviidae. The coding region runs from base 80 to 2467 and encodes 795 amino acids. Gene Ontology annotation, biological process: intracellular manganese ion homeostasis; magnesium ion transport; magnesium ion homeostasis. The record is from RefSeq and is a predicted model, not a curated record. Gene Ontology annotation, cellular component: cytoplasm; plasma membrane.